Messenger RNA from Candidozyma auris, 1941 nucleotides. RefSeq names its product endopolyphosphatase. Lineage: Eukaryota; Fungi; Ascomycota; Pichiomycetes; Serinales; Metschnikowiaceae. Gene Ontology annotation, biological process: polyphosphate catabolic process. The record is from RefSeq and is a predicted model, not a curated record. Gene Ontology annotation, molecular function: exopolyphosphatase activity; endopolyphosphatase activity. Gene Ontology annotation, cellular component: membrane; fungal-type vacuole. The transcript has a single exon. The coding region runs from base 1 to 1941 and encodes 646 amino acids.
AUGGCAGCCGUCCAAAAGAGACAAAAUCGCCUGAGUGGGUAUUCCGUGACGCUUUCGCUUCUAUUGGCUGCUUCAUGUGUGCUUCUUCUAUUUCGUGAUCCAAUCUCCACUGCCUUGGCGGUUCAUCGUGAGCUUUUAAUGGAGUAUAGAGAGUUGGAGCUCUCGGUUGAGGCCAAAGAUGAUUUAAAAAGACUUGGAUUGACCCCAAAGAAUCCUGUGGAGGUAAAGAAUCCUAUGACUGGUGAAAAGAAACUCAUCCAUGGAAGGUUUCUCCAUUUGACCGACUUGCAUCCGGACCCGUACUAUAAGCCGGGACUGUCCAUCGAAGAGCAGUGUCAUGAAGGUAAGGGCGAAGCAAGCAGGUAUGGCGACGCAAUUUUGGGCUGUGACUCCCCAGAGGAGCUUGUUUACAGGACGAUCGACUGGGUUGAAGAUAACUUGAAAGACAAAAUCGACUUCAUUGUCUGGACCGGAGACAACGUUCGUCACGACAACGAUAGAAACUACCCUAGAUUCGAGAAGGAUAUAUUCGACUCGAACGCGAAGAUUGCUAAGAUUAUGUACGAGAAAUUCGACGUCUUACCUAUUCCAUCGCUCGGAAAUAACGACGUCUACCCGCACAAUUUGUUCGCUGAGGGCCCUACUCUUCAAACAAGAGAGUUUUUUAAAAUUUGGAGGCAGUUCAUACCACAGCCCCAAUUUCACAUCUUCAACAAAGGGGCCUACUUUUUUCAGGAAGUCAUUCCUGGCCAAUUGGCAGUACUUUCCAUCAAUACUUUGUACUUGUUCAAGUCGAAUCCUCUUGUUGACAGCUGUGACAGAAAGAAAGAUCCUGGCUACAAGAUAUUCAAGUGGUUGGGUUACGUUUUGAAGGAGUUGAGAAGAAGAGACAUGAAAGUCUGGCUCACUGGCCAUGUACCCCCAACACCCAAGAACUACGACAUUUCCUGUCUUCGUAAGUACAUAAUGUGGGUGCAUGAAUACAGAGACAUCAUCAUUGGAGGCCUCUACGGUCAUAUGAAUAUCGAUCACUUUGCACCGCUCGACGCAAAAAUGGCUUAUGACUCUUUUGAAUCGAAGUAUAAGGAACUUUUGAAACAAAGUGAAUUUGCCACUUUUGAGAAAGAUGAAGAUGAAGAUUCGCUCUCUCUUGAAAAAGUUUAUGAGAAUUUUGAUUCUUCUAUCCAUCAUGACUCCCUUGACGUUCCACGGGGACACUUUGACUUCUCCUCGGAUAUUCAUAUUGAGGCAGGCGUUCCAAAGGGAAAGGUAGAUUACAUGAAUACCUUUAGAGAGACCAUGUACGCAGAUAUAAAGAAGGAAAAGAAAUGUGGGAAGCUAUCCGAAAGAUAUGCGGUUGUUCAUGUUACUGCUAGUGUGGUGCCCACAUUCAAUCCAGGCUUAAGAGUAUGGGAAUACAACAUCACUGAUUUGCAUGAAACUAAAAACCUUGACUACGGUGCAUGGGAUUUGUUCUUUGCCGGUAUCGAAGACUUGCUUGACUCUGACGACGGUAUUGAAUAUCAUGACCCAUUCGUCACAUUUAGUAAAAAGGUCGAUGCGUUCAGGAAAGACAAAACAAUACCUCCAAAGAUGCCAAAAGACUUGCCUCUCGGACCAGCCUACAAUAGGCAGCUUUUUACACCCGAGCGCUACGUUCAAUACUACUUGGAUUUAGUGGGUCUCAAUGAGGGCAAGAAGAAGUUCGAAUACGAGCUUGAAUAUACCACUGAUGAUGAUGUUUAUGCGAUGAAAGAUCUUACUGUGAGUGAGUGGCUUGAUCUUGGUAGACGUUUGGGUGAACCAGUGAAAGCGGGCAAGAAAGAGAUAGGCCAGGAGGGGAAGAAGAAGCCAAGCGACUUGGAAGUGCUCUGGAAGCAGUUUCUCAAGCACACAUUCAUCGAUUCGAAUUACGAAAACCUUGGCUACGGUUACGUAUAG